AGAUGCUCUGGAAAUUUCUAUUGGUUCCUACAUAUAAGUAACUGCGUGCUACGCUCAGAAACAUAAUUCGAAUAAGUUGCGAAUUGAGUUUGCUGUUGUGACUUGUGACCGUUGUAAGUUGCGAGGGAAAUAUUGCCGAAUUUUCUGUGAAGUGAAUAGUACUUGGGCAUAUAAAAAACGUGUGAAACAUGGCUCUUCUCAAAUUCUUCGAUGAUCCUUUAGAUUAUUGGAGACCUUCGACUCUUUCCAACCAGAGAUUUGGAUUAGGCCUUGAUGAUGAAGACCUUUUUGUGGCAGCAGCAUUAGCUCCAAGAAGAAUUAGAAGAUUGCUUAGUCAUCCAUAUAUUAGGGACUGGACUUCGAGAGAAUCCAGGAACGAUCAAGGUUCAGUCGUGAAGUCCAACAAAAGUGGGUUCCAUGUCAACUUGGACGUCCAACAAUUUUCCCCUGAGGAAAUAAGCGUUAAAGUGUCUGGAGAAAAUACGAUAACAAUCGAAGGAAAACAUGAAGAGAAGGAAGAUGAACACGGAUUCAUUUCAAGGCAUUUUGUCAGGAAAUACACGGUUCCAAAAGGUUAUGACAUCAAUAAGGUAGCCAGUAAGUUAUCUACCGAUGGUGUUCUAACCAUUUCAGCUCCAAAAAUUCAAAAAGAUGAAGAAGAAUGCAGAGAAAUUCCUAUUCAGCAAACUGGUGCACCUGUACUUCAGAAGAGAAAGAGUGAAUCUCCUGAAAAGGAAGACAAUGGGGUAUCCCAAAUGGAUAUUACAGAGGAAUGUCCCAGAACCAAAAAGAAGAGAACUAAUUAGACCAUUCGAGUUUCUAUUAAUUACUUGGAGUUUGCAGUAUUUAUUAUGUGAUCUCAUUAAUUUUUGUUCCCAUCAACAAUUUCAUGUUGAGCUAUAUUAAGAGAUUUUGUGUAUGUUACAUAUUGUUCAAUAUAGUUGUAAGUUUUUCAUAUCAAUUUUCUAAUAAAAGUGUCAAGCGAG
Messenger RNA from Coccinella septempunctata (seven-spotted ladybird), 986 nucleotides. RefSeq names its product alpha-crystallin B chain-like. NCBI's taxonomy places the organism in Eukaryota, Metazoa, Arthropoda, Insecta, Coleoptera, Coccinellidae. Gene Ontology annotation, molecular function: protein folding chaperone. The record is from RefSeq and is a predicted model, not a curated record. The coding region runs from base 189 to 806 and encodes 205 amino acids. The transcript has a single exon. Gene Ontology annotation, biological process: response to heat; protein refolding.